UUCUGCCUGCCUGCCUGCCUGCCUGCCUGCUGCCUCUUCCUCUUGCUCAGUUUCUUUACGAUGCUUCUUCUCACUGCGAUGCCGUCAAAUCGCCCUUCUUAGCAAAGCGGUGUGGCAUUCCUCGACUAUGACGACAGCAGUAGGUUGAGUUUGGGCAUCCGGAAGUUUUGCAUUGUAUUCGAUUGUGUUUUUGUUAUGUUCUUCUCUCUGGGUUGGAUUGUUGAAGGGUAAGUUGUGUGUUCGAGCGUGUGUGUGUGCGCGCGCGCGUUUGUUCCUUGUAUCGAUUGCAUUUUGCGUGGUUUCGAAGAGAAGAGAGGAUUCAGAAGAGUGAGUUUUGGGUGAGAAGUGGUAACAUUGAGGGAGGUGGAAGAGAAGUAGGGAGAGAGAGAGUGAGAGGGAAGGAGGGUUUUGUGGGUUGGAGAAAAGGGACUGGAAGAGAGGGGUUUGGAUUAGGGGAUUUUUUUUUUCCUCCAUCAAAGGAGACUGAGAUGGCAGCGAGCACGGGAACUGGAGUUGGGGGCGGGGGCGGAACCGGGACAGGAGGGACUCGCAAGUUCAAGCUGCAGAAGGAGAGUGAGCUGCGGGUGGAAGUCGGCAUGGAUUCGCCGCUCAAAUUGCAGCUUGUGAUUGGGACGGCAGAGGUUUUUGGCACGGAACUGCCGCCCAUGUUCUGGAUGACUUUCCCUGCUGCGCACAAGUUUGCUGUAUUUACUUGGCAUGGCUGCACGAUUGAGUUGGAUGGUAUCUCCGAAGUUGCCUAUGUUGCCGACGAGACUCCAAUGGUCAGCUAUGUCAAUGUGCAUGCAGUCCUUGAACGAAGGCGCAGAAAAGCUAAGGAGGCUCUCGCUGCAUCUGAUGCUCCCAGCACCAACCCCCCUGCAGGUCCCAGAUGUAUAGUGGUAGGGCCAACAGAUUCUGGAAAGAGCUGCUUAGUGCGGAUGUUACUUGGUUGGGCCGCCAGAGAAGGUUGGAAGCCAACGUAUGCAGAUUUAGACAUAGGCCAGGGCUCAAUCACUAUUCCCGGCACAGUUGCUGCAACGCCUGUUGAGAUGCCCAUACACCCUAUCGAGGGAGUCCCGCUCGACCUGCCCCUGGUGUACUUUUAUGGACACACUACUCCAAGUGUGAACGUAGACUUAUAUAAAGUGUUGGUGAAAGAGUUGGCGCGUACUUUGGAUAUACAGUUAGUCUCAAAUUCUGAAGUUCAGGCUGCCGGCAUGGUUAUCAAUACUAUGGGUUGGGUGGAUGGAGUUGGCUAUGAGUUGCUAUUGCAUGCCAUCGAGACAUUGCGAGCUGAUGUUGUAUUGGUACUUGGACAGGAAAAAUUAUACAGCAUGCUUCAGGAAGUCCUGAAAGUAAGGCCUGGUGUUGACAUUGUGAAAUUACACAAGUCUGGGGGCGUUGUGAAUCGUAACUCAAAAUAUCGACAACGGACACGUGUCCUAAAAACAAAGGAGUACUUUUAUGGGUUGUCAAAUGAUCUAUCUCCCCAUUCCUCAGUUGCCAACUUUAGCGACCUGCAAGUAUUCCGUAUUGGUGGUGGUCCACAAGCCCCCCGAUCAGCAUUACCAAUUGGUGCAGAGCCUACAGCAGAUCCCACACGCGUUGUACCUGUGGGUUUCAGCCGCGACUUGCUACACGUUGUACUCGCGGUUUCAUUUGCCAAAGACCCUGAGCAUCUCCUUUCGAGUAAUGUUGCUGGCUUCAUAUACAUCAACGAGAUUGACAUGCAAAGGAAAAAGGUGACAUACAUGGCACCAUGUCCUGGACCACUACCAAGUCAGUUACUUCUGGCAGGUUCGCUUGCUUGGACAGAGUAAACAUAGAGACUUAGUAGAAUUGCCUUGCUGGAUUGUUUUAGCUUCUGCAGCAAUUAUUUGUAACAUGGUAUUAAUUAUAUGCUAGCCAGUGAGUUUACCAAGGUC
Molecule: messenger RNA, 1925 nt
Organism: Physcomitrium patens
Lineage: Eukaryota; Viridiplantae; Streptophyta; Bryopsida; Funariales; Funariaceae
Product: protein CLP1 homolog
Biological process (GO): tRNA splicing, via endonucleolytic cleavage and ligation; mRNA 3'-end processing
Cellular component (GO): nucleus; mRNA cleavage factor complex
Molecular function (GO): polynucleotide 5'-hydroxyl-kinase activity
Source: RefSeq, a predicted model, not a curated record